Messenger RNA from Fopius arisanus, 2981 nucleotides. RefSeq names its product protein ERGIC-53 (gene ergic53). The coding region runs from base 327 to 1841 and encodes 504 amino acids. Gene Ontology annotation, cellular component: COPII-coated ER to Golgi transport vesicle; endoplasmic reticulum-Golgi intermediate compartment; endoplasmic reticulum membrane. Gene Ontology annotation, biological process: endoplasmic reticulum to Golgi vesicle-mediated transport. NCBI's taxonomy places the organism in Eukaryota, Metazoa, Arthropoda, Insecta, Hymenoptera, Braconidae. Gene Ontology annotation, molecular function: D-mannose binding. The record is from RefSeq and is a predicted model, not a curated record. The transcript has 6 exons.
ACGAGAGGGAAAUCCCCUGGGAAUUUUCAACUAAAAAAUUCAUAAACCUCAAAAAAAUUAAUACAAAAGAUCAAAAUUUUUAAUUAAAAAAAGGCCAGAGAGAGAGGACAAUAAAAAUGUUUAAAAACAGAUUUCAAGAAUAAACGACGAAUAAUAAAAAACCCCGUAAUAUCAAAAUAAAGAUGGCGGCACAGGUGACAGGGGACACGUCAGAUGGAAAUGGAGAACGAAUCAAGUGAUUUUUCCAUAAUCUUGCAGUAGAGUAUCCAAUAGCGUAUAGAUAACACAUGCGCUGUUAUCAGUAAUAACCAACAAGUCUUACAAAAAUGAAAAUGGCCGCCGAAGUGAGGUGGCUAGUGUUAUUUAUCAAUUUGCCAUUGUUAUUGUGGGUGAAUGCCGAAGAGGUGCAUAAAAAAUUUGAGUACAAAUAUUCAUUCAAACCGCCCUAUCUAGCGCAGAAGGACGGGAGUGUACCAUUUUGGGAAUAUGGAGGAAAUGCCAUCGCCAGCUCCGAGAACGUCAGGGUGGCCCCAUCGUUGAGGAGUCAGAAGGGUGCAAUAUGGACGAAGGAAAUGACCAACUUCGAUUGGUGGGAGGUGGACCUUGUGUUCAGGGUGACUGGUAGAGGAAGAAUUGGUGCUGAUGGUCUGGCAUUUUGGUAUACAGCGAAUAAGGGACAGUAUAAUGGCACUGUCUUCGGGAGUUCAGACAUGUGGAAUGGUCUGGGACUCUUCUUCGAUUCAUUUGAUAACGAUAAUAAACAUAAUAACCCGUACAUCAUGGCUGUGUUGAAUAAUGGCGAUCAAAUUUUCGAUCACGCCAAUGAUGGAACUACACAAUCGCUGACUGGAUGUCUUCGAGAUUUCCGUAACAAGCCGUUUCCAACGAGAGCUAGGAUUGAGUACUAUAAAAAUAAGUUAACGGUUUUAUUCCACAACGGAAUGACCAACAAUGACAACAACUACGAGAUGUGUUUCCGUGCUGACAACGUCCAUUUACCCCAACGUGGAUAUUUCGGUGUGUCAGCAGCCACUGGAGGUUUAGCUGAUGAUCACGAUGUCCUCCACUUCCUCACGACGUCCCUCCACCCACCUGGAGAAAUGGCAGCUAGUGGUCGUCAAGUUUCCCUCGAGGACGAGGCGAAAUUCAGCAGAGAGUACCAAGAGUACCAGGAGAAGUUGGAGCAGCAGAAGAAAGAUUACAAAAAGGAACAUCCUGAUGAGCACAAGCCGGACUCAGAUGGCUGGUAUGAGACGGACGGUCAACGAGAGUUGCGUCAAAUAUUCGAUGGUCAGUCACAGAUAUUUGAGGUUGUCCGAGAGUUGAAUAAGCAGGUGGACGAAAUGGUGGGUCGUCAGGAGCGCACUCUCUCCCUGAUCUCUCAAAUUCAGUUGGGAGGUGUCCAGGUGGCAGGGGGUCAGCCAGGAGCACCUGCUCAGCUGAUUGACACCAUUCGUCGCCAGGAGGUGGAUGCAGUCCUCAGUAAUCAGAACAUUAUCCUGAACACAGCCAGAGAGAUCAAAUCAUUCGUGGGAGAAGUGAAUUCCAAGGCUGAAUCCAUCCUGUCGAAUCAGGCAAGACAGCCCACAGCUCAGGUUCAGCCGAUUGGCUACGACUAUCAGUCCCUCGUGGCUGAAAUGAGGGAUGGCCUCAAUCGAGUGAAGAGGGACGUCUCGGAGACGAACGCUAAACUGUCCGGGGCAACUCCUGGGGGCUGUCCCACUGUCAAUUGUCUCACUACGACAAUGUUUUUGGCUUUUCUGGCUAUUCAGAUGGUCAUUCUCCUGGGGUACAGCAUCUACAAGGACAACAAGGAGGCACAGGCCAAGAAAUUUUAUUAGGAAAUAUCACUGGGGAGAAAUGGAAAUUUUUGGUGGAGAAUUCAAUUUUGUAGGGAACCGGUAAAAGCUGACGAGUCCAUUCGGUUGAUGCAAGAGUCUUCGGGGAUUAUCUACCAAUCGGGGAGGGAUAUCGGAAUUUUUAGUAAUACCUUUUUUGCAGCUCGUAUUUCAAUCUAUAAAAAAGGUAUUAAUGAACAUUUCAAUAUCUGUCUUCGGUUCGGAGAUAUGAUGAACAAACUGUAGUGGGGGACCACUCGUUAUCUUUUAACUUUUUUCUGCUCAAUUGUCGUCGCUGGGGCUUAUCCGAAGGAAUUUAAAUAGAGAAAAUCUGUGGGUUCUGAGGAACGAGAGGGUGAACCCAGAAUUUGAGGGGAAAAUUUUUUGAUCUCCUCAGGAAAACUCUUUUGAUGGAUUUUGCUUCAUCUGAGAAAUUCCGUCUCAUUUCAUCACUGAAUUCACCCCUGAAUGUUUGUUUACUCCUUUUCAUUCCUUUUCUAUAAUUGUUUAUUUGUAAUUAUCGUAAUUUUGAAAAGAUGGAAAAUAUAAAAAAAAAAUUUUCGAGGAUUUCUCACUCGUGAUUUGUCGGUUUGUGACAGAAAAUGGAGGAAAACAUCCUGCGAGAAUGAUUUUUUAUAGUUUUUGCAAUUUUUUCGUAGGGAAAUGAUUUGCGUUCUUUUUUUGGGAUGAACGAACAAUUUUACAUGUAUCGUUGGUAUUUAAUAUAAAAAUCACUUGGCCAAUCAAUUGAUGAUAAUAACGAGAUGUUAUUUUUUUGUUUCCCCUAGAUUGUUUUACGUAGUCAGUGUUUUGAAUGCGCACAUUUGGUUUUUUUUUCUUUUUGAGGGAAGAUCGGCACAUUAUCGUAGAGAGACUCAAUACUCUCCCUGUUAUAUUCUCCAUCGGAUGAAUUGUCUUUUCCUUUUUCAUCUUCAGAAUUUUCUAUUCAUGAUUGUACGUAAGUGGUCAAAUCGUUGUGAGUGUGGAGUUGGAAAUGAGAGAAUUUCGACGAAUAAUUCAUAUUGCAUUACACGACGAUGGGAUACAAUAAUUUUCUGUCUCCAUGUCAUUGCAUUUGUAAGAGUUUAUUAAAGAUUGUAAAUGUAUAAGAUAAUGUGAUGUAAUAAAAGAGGAUCAAAAGAA